AGCCAUUUCGGCUCAAAAGUGCCACAUGGUGGCUUGUUGAUCGCAGUCCUGUUUGUGUUUUGCUCGGGCUGCCUGCGGUCGUAUAGGCUGCCUGCUGUUGCCGCCAGGAGUACGCAGCGUGGGGCAUCCAGGCUGGAGGCAGUGUUGGGUAGCAGCUCAGGUGACGGCAGCGUGACACAGCUCGAACGCAUACUCACUUUUCGCAGAUCGUUCAGAUGGCGGCGCCGUCUGGUGGGAUAGAAAAUGACACAAAUUCAGGAGCCGCCGCGGAGUGCGCUGACGACCUCGAGGUUCGAAAUGCCGCCGCCGUAGAGCUCCGGAUCAGUGUUUCACCAGUGGAGAAGCUCGAGCAUCUCCGCGCUUUCUGCUUCCCCUCGUGGCGGAAGCGGCCGCCGCACCCGUGUUUGGAUGUUACCGCUGACUUGGAACAUUCCCUGCUCGUUGUAGAGAUGGAUGGCUCUUCUCAUUUCCGAGGAGAGGGCGAGGCCACUGCGCUAGAAGACAAUGGCCCUGAGGCGCUGGCAAUCGCAGAGGAUGCGUGGAGCAAGGCUGUUGACAAGGAGUUGAAAAAGCUUGUUGUGGAGGAUCUCGGGAAGAAGAGCGGCGAUGGCGGAGUGUUGUUGAACACAGCAUUUACGGAAGAAGGUAUGGAGAAAUUGCAGAAGCACGAGCAAGAGGAAAAAGUCAAGGUCGUCUUCCGCGGGGAUGGGCAUGUAUUGCUGGUAGGAGCGAAGGCGAAACUGGACAAAAAAACCGUCGCCAUACGAACGCUGGUAACGCAUUUCCACUGGCGCUUGGUAGGGCAGUAUCAAGGCCAAAGUGCAGUGGAUUAUUAGUUGUCUUGGCAAGACGCUGUGCUCCACAGGGAAUCAGCGAAUCAAUCGGCUGCAUCUGCAUGUGCGGCUGUAUCAAGGAUGACUAAUCAGCAAUGGUACUCCUGUCCCCCUUCCUUGCAAGCAGCGAAUCUGGUGAACGAUGCGGCCAGAGAGCCGUUGCUGUAAAAGUGCAUGGCAUUUUGGCAGUGGUGAGCUCGGGAAAAGGAGCAUCGCCCAGCUGCUCUGUCCCAGAUAGUUUGAAUUGGCCCAGUCUCCGGAACAAUCGACCGUUGUGCGUCUUCGAAGAUGUUGCGAAUAGGUUGAUGCGCAACGUGUUUUUGCAAGGAAGUCGUUGCCACUUCGUGUUUCGCAGAUUCUUGUCCGACGUGGUCGCUUAUCCGGAAUGCCAGCUCGCCUAGCUCAGUCGGUAAAGCGUGGUGCUCUUAACCUUGUGUCCGCUGGGUCGGUCUGCUCGGACGGCGUUUUUCUUAACCUGGGAGCCUAAGCAUGCACCAGGGCUUGUGCUGAAGUGUGUGUUGGCGAUGGGCUGUUUUCGUUUUGAUUUCGUUUCGCAGCCAAGACAGAGCGAAGACAGGACGAAGGUCAAGGUAACCAACAAGAAAACGGCAAAUACUGUUCAGCUCGAGCCCUGGGGCUUUUCUCUCAACCUGGGAAGCUGAACAUAUG
Messenger RNA from Prorocentrum cordatum, 1502 nucleotides. NCBI's taxonomy places the organism in Eukaryota, Dinophyceae, Prorocentrales, Prorocentraceae. The record is from the annotation of a GenBank genome assembly.